Messenger RNA from Gossypium raimondii (Peruvian cotton), 792 nucleotides. Its product is annotated as non-specific lipid transfer protein GPI-anchored 14. Gene Ontology annotation, molecular function: lipid binding. NCBI's taxonomy places the organism in Eukaryota, Viridiplantae, Streptophyta, Magnoliopsida, Malvales, Malvaceae. The transcript has 3 exons. Gene Ontology annotation, biological process: lipid transport. The record is from RefSeq and is a predicted model, not a curated record. The coding region runs from base 91 to 636 and encodes 181 amino acids.
ACGAUUUCAUUGACUACCUUCAUUAAAAGCCUCUCCAACAGUCGUUUCUUCUUCAUCUCUUUUCUUUCUUUUCUUCUCAAGUGAAAAACAAUGGCGUCUUCAAUACUCCCAUGCAUAUUACUUAUUACGGUACUGUUCGGUUUAGCAAGCUCCGACGUGAACCAAGACAAAGCCGAGUGCAAGAACCAUUUGAUGGGGUUGGCUCCGUGUUUGUCGUUCGUCGACGGUGAGGCUAAAACCCCCACCGUGGAUUGCUGUGGUGGGCUUAAACAGGUGUUGGGUGCGAGCAAGAAGUGUCUCUGUGUGGUGAUCAGAGAUAGGGAUGAUUCCAGCGCCGGGCUUAAGAUCAACGCCACACUCGCCGCCGCUCUUCCCUCCGCUUGCCGUGCCAAAGUUAACAUGACUGAUUGCAUUUCCCUUCUCCAUUUGGCACCAAAUUCCCAGGAAGCGAAGUUAUUUGAAGGAUAUCAAAAGCUGACAGAAAGGAACCCCAUAAUGGCCACUACCACCCCAUCUACCACCGGGAAGUCCACAGGCAAUGGUGCAGAGAAUAGUGGGGGAGGAAAGGGAAAUGAAAUGGCUUUGGGAGCUUCUUUAUGGGUUUUCACUAUGCUUCUUCUUAACUUUGGUGUGUAAUACAGUACUGGAAUUUACGACCAACUGCUAUUAUUAUAUUUGGUAAACAGUGGUCCAUGAUGAAGAAGAUGAACUUAUGUAUUUUAAUUUAGUUUAAUUACGAAUUUCAUCCUUCUAUUUUAUAAAAGUUGACAUGUUAGUCCCUUUAAUUUGUUA